AUGUCUGCGCAAAUCGAAGGCACGAGCCCUAUGGCUCAGGCGAGCACUCCCAGCGACGGGUCGGGAAGCACCGUCGGCAGUAGUACCAUUGUUGCGUCUGUACAGACUGCGCAACCAACAACCUCACAGCCCACCACGGCGACCUUCCCCCCGCCAAAGACAGACAAGCCCAGGCCACACGUCUGCACGACAUGCAGUCGAUCGUUCGCACGGCUGGAGCACCUGAAGCGCCACGAGCGAUCUCACACCAAAGAGAAGCCUUUCGAGUGCCCACAAUGUACCCGAUGCUUUGCGCGGCGUGACUUGCUGUUGCGACACCAGCAGAAGCUGCAUCAGUCUGGAGCAACGUCUACAAGGCCUCGCAAUGCUCGUCGGGAAAGCACGACUGGCUUGCCUCCCAACUCCACAGCGCGUGUACGCAAGAACUCGGUGUCGAACAAUCUUGGCAGCGGGAGUAUGAGGCCCAGAGCGAACACGAUCGGUCACAUUGACGCAGGCCAUCUGAGUAACUUCUUGGCAAACCACAACGCAUCGUUAGCGGUGGGCUCAGGAAGCCAUCAUCCAGGACAUUCUCGUCAUGCGAGUAUCUCUGGCAUGAACCCAGCUAGUCAGUUUGAUUACAGAGGCCUGUCAACAUCUUUGGGCAACCACGGCCAACAUCAUGGACUACCAAGGAUAGACACACAUCUUGGCCUAAGCUUAAGCGGCGGGCUUCGAACAGCACCCAUGCCAACUGUUGGCCCUGACGAUCUUGAGCUCGAGAAAUUCUUUGGUCCGUCGUCAGCAUCCACCAUCAAUCCCAAUCAGUUGCAUCAUUUCAACGCCUCUGUUGGACAUCCGCAAUCGCCAUUUCAUCAAUUCGCCAACCCCUUCGCUGGAAACAACCCCAUCGAAGAGGAUGACUUCGUAUGGAACACAAGCCUAGACAAUUCGAUGAUGUUCAAUGAGUUGGCUGUCGACGGAUCGUCACCCUCAGCCAUGAGUAAUGCAAGCCAAAAUACAUUCAACGAAAUAAUGAUAGACGGCUCAGGUCAGCCCACAUCUGCCGCCAUGUGGCAUAACCCAUUAGUUACUCACGCCAACAUCAACCCGACACCCUACACCCUCGACGCCAUGGCUCCUGUAUUUCCUGAGUUGAUGAUGCAUGCCGUCUCACCCAAUGAUCUUGGAGACCAUGGAGUUCAGAACGACUUCUAUAUGGCUUCGCCUCCUCCACUACCAAACACAAGUCCCUCUGCAGGCAUUCCUGGUAUGCCCAAUCAAUAUUUCCAGGCACCCUUGACCUUCAACUCUGAUUCUGGUAGUAUAUCUUCGUCCAGAAAUGGAAGUGCGAGGCACAGCUCAGUAACGUCCGUCUCUACAGAAUCCAUCACCGAUGCUACCAGACAAGCUCUGAUGUUCAAUUUGUCGCAAGCUCUUGGGUACGGUCAUCCGCAAAGGAAAUUCUCUCAACCUCAAAUCAGCUCACCCUUGUCUACUACAAACAGUGGAAAACCCCAGGUCCAGGUUGCCUCGCUUCCAACUACCAUGGAUCUCCAACGCUUUGUGAACGCAUAUAUACAAUUCUUUCAUCCUCACCUACCCUUUCUACAUAUCCCAACUUUGUGUUUUGAUACUCCAGCAUACACAUAUCACCUGCGCACUUCUAGCAGCUACAAUCACGACGGCAUGGUUGGUGGUGGUGGCUGUCUAAUUCUGGCGAUGGCAGCGAUUGGUGCUCUCUACGAGUUCGAGCACAAUGUUGCGAAAGAACUCUUCGAGGCCGCGAAGAAGAUGAUUCUUUACUAUUUGGACGAGCGUCGUCGAGCUGGUCUUUCAGCUGCAGUCAAUGGACCCAGCGUUACUAACGACUCUCUCAACAAACCACCACUGUGGUUAGUUCAGGCCAUGUUGUUGAACCUUAUAUUUGGUCACAACUGUGGUGAUCGACAGGCUGCUGAGGUCGCCAGCACUCAUUGUGCAGCCCUUGUGAGUCUCGCAAAAGCUUCUGGGUUGGAUAAAGCUGCGACUGCAGAGACGAUGAGCCAUAGUCCCCGUCAUCAAACGAACGGUCAUGAUGUUAGCAUGAUGGACGACACAGAUAUGAAUCAUGAUCACUCCCAGACUGACACCGUCAACGAACACGCCCAGUGGAUUCAAUGGAAGAAGAUCGAGGAACGCAAACGAACGUACUUCGCUGUGUUUUCAAUGUCGAGCUUGUUAGUUUCGGCGUACGCACAUGCUCCACGGAUUCUGAAUUCCGAGAUUCGCCUCGACCUUCCUUGCGAGGAAGACAUUUGGUGCGCAGACAGCCCUCAGGCAUGGAUGGCAAUGGGCGGCCCAAUGGUUGCACAAACAAGAGGACUAUCUUUCAAUGCUGCCAUGACCUACUUGCUGGAAGCCAGCACACGACAGUCAGGCAAUCGCAUGCAUAACUCAUAUGCUCAAGCAUACAGCGGCCAGUCUAUGAACGACAGCACUGGAAGCGAUAUUCGACCUAGCACAUUCGGGUGCUACGUCCUGAUCAAUGCGCUACACGUUUACAUUUGGGAGACACGACAAAGACACACCGGACGUUUGUGGAAAACACAGGAGACUGAAGCCAUGCAUGCCCAAGUUGAACCUGCACUGAAGGCCUGGCAGUCUGCUUGGAGGACCAACCCCAAUCACAGCAUUGAGCGACCUAGCCCAUUCGGUCCAUUGUCCGCUGACUGCAUACCCUUGUUGGACCUAGCGUACGUGAGGCUUUUCAUCAAUCUUGCCAGGUCCAAGGAACUUUUGUGGCAGCGAGACUUUGAUGGCAUGGCCAAUGAGCUCGCAAGAGGCAUUGAAAUCGUUGCCCAAGCCGACGGUUCCCCGGAGAGUUCCUCGUCCUCGGACCCUAGAAACACAGAUGGUUCUGAUAUUGUCGGCCAUAUCAACCAGUCCAACCAAUCGUCAAAACGCGAAAAACACCUUCGCAAAGCUGCGUUUUAUGCAGCCGACUCUCUUUCUAUGGCAGAUAAACUUGGUGCAACAUACGUCGAUUUCACUGCUAGGGAACUACCUAACUCAUCCGCAUUGUGUACCUUCGACUGUGCACAAGUUCUCGCUGAAUGGGUCGCCACUGUUCAAGAUCGUGUUGGGCGUUUCCUAGGUAUUCUGGGCAAAGACAAUAUCGACUUCACCGCCGUUCCUGCAAUCAUGCUCCUUGAAGAGGAGGACGUCAAGCUCCUGCAGAAGGUUGCGGACAUUCUCCACCACGCGGAUAUGAAACUGGCUUACGAUAUGUCUGCCAAUUCAGGGCCUGUAUUCAGUGGUUAUUCGAACCUGGGCCACGUCGGAUAUGGCACGAAGCUACUCAUGGUGACAGCGUAUAUGCUGUCCAAGGCUGCUGUCUGGCCAGUUACCCACGUCCAAGCACGCGCACUAGAAUCGCAUGCCAAUCACAUCAACCAACGAGCGGAAAACUCCGUGAAAGCCUCGUAA
Molecule: messenger RNA, 3447 nt
Organism: Dothidotthia symphoricarpi CBS 119687
Lineage: Eukaryota; Fungi; Ascomycota; Dothideomycetes; Pleosporales; Dothidotthiaceae
Product: DNA binding regulatory protein-like protein AmdX
Exons: 3
Coding region: 1-3447 (1148 amino acids)
Biological process (GO): DNA-templated transcription; regulation of transcription by RNA polymerase II
Cellular component (GO): chromatin
Molecular function (GO): DNA-binding transcription factor activity, RNA polymerase II-specific; zinc ion binding; RNA polymerase II cis-regulatory region sequence-specific DNA binding
Source: RefSeq, a predicted model, not a curated record